This is a messenger RNA of Cynoglossus semilaevis (tongue sole), 2259 nucleotides long. Its product is annotated as neuronal acetylcholine receptor subunit alpha-3-like. The transcript is spliced from 7 exons. The record is from RefSeq and is a predicted model, not a curated record. Gene Ontology annotation, cellular component: postsynaptic membrane. Gene Ontology annotation, molecular function: acetylcholine-gated monoatomic cation-selective channel activity; transmembrane signaling receptor activity. Bases 211 to 1926 code for a protein of 571 amino acids. NCBI's taxonomy places the organism in Eukaryota, Metazoa, Chordata, Actinopteri, Pleuronectiformes, Cynoglossidae. Gene Ontology annotation, biological process: monoatomic ion transmembrane transport.
AGGGCUGGACGGAGGGGAGAGAGGAGGGAUCGUGGUGCAGAAGUUGUGUUUGUGUGAAGAGCGUGCACCGAGUCCAGCCUGUGCUUCAACACCGCUGGAAACCAGCGGCUGGUGUUUACUGAGCAGACUGUCUUCAUCAUCAUCAUCAUCAUCAUAGUCAUCACCAGAAUCUUUUCUGCACUGACAGCUUCGUCAAACGUCCUUCUACCGAUGGAUUUCUCUUGGAAACAGUGCAGCGUCCUCCUGCUGCUGCUCUUCGCUGUGAAAGGUUGCUUCACGUCAAAAGCAGAGGACAGAUUAUUUCGAAGAUUGUUCCGCAGAUACAACCAGUUCAUCCGACCGGUGGAGAAUGUAUCCGAUCCAGUCACAGUAGAGUUCGAGGUCUCUAUUUCUCAGCUGGUUAAAGUGGAUGAGGUGAACCAGAUCAUGGAAACCAAUCUGUGGCUGAGACACGUAUGGAACGAUUACAAACUGAAAUGGAUGCCAAUUGAAUUUGAGGGAAUUGAGUCAAUACGUGUUCCUUCAAACAAAAUAUGGAGACCAGACAUUGUUUUAUACAACAACGCUGUGGGAGAUUUCCUUGUUGAAGACAAAACCAAGGCUCUGCUGAAGUUUGACGGCACCAUUACCUGGGUUCCACCGGCUAUCUUCAAAUCCUCUUGUCCCAUGGACAUCACCUACUUUCCGUUCGACUACCAGAACUGCUCUAUGAAGUUCGGUUCCUGGACGUACGACAAGGCCAAGAUCGACCUCGUCCUCAUAGGCUCAAAGGUUAACGUGAAAGACUUCUGGGAGAGUGGCGAGUGGGAGAUCAUCGACGCACCGGGGUACAAGCACGACAUCAAGUAUAACUGCUGUGAGGAGAUCUACACUGACAUCACCUACUCCUUCUACAUUCGCCGCCUUCCGCUCUUCUACACAAUCAACCUCAUCAUCCCGUGCCUCCUCAUCUCCUUCCUCACAGUCCUGGUGUUUUACCUCCCAUCCGACUGUGGCGAGAAGGUCACCCUGUGUAUCUCCGUCCUGCUCUCGCUCACUGUGUUCCUGCUGGUCAUCACUGAGACCAUACCUUCAACGUCACUGGUGAUCCCUCUGAUUGGAGAGUACCUCCUGUUCACCAUGAUUUUUGUCACACUCAGCAUCGUCAUCACUGUCUUUGUGCUGAACGUCCACUAUCGCACACCAAUGACUCACACCAUGCCCAACUGGGUGCGGGCAGUGUUCCUUAGAGUGCUGCCCAGGGUGAUGUUGAUGAAGAGGCCCAUUGACCAGAGCUGCUCCUCACCGGCUGUCACAGCAGGAGCAGGAGGAGGAACAGCUACAGGAGGAGUAAAGAAGAAGAGGAGAAACAGCAUCAUGGGAGGAAGUACUUGUAGCUCAGGAAGUCUGAGCGUGGGAGGAAUAACUGGAGGUAUGAGCUGUCCAUCACUGGAUGGUGCAGGAGGAGGAGAAGGAGCUGAACGAGGAGGAGGAGGAGGAGCCGUUAACUGCAUGGAGUACGCUAACAUAAACCGCGAUAUGAAACGUGACAUAAACAGAAGGUUUCCUUACAGAGGAAAGGAGGUACCCACUCCUGUCCCUCCACCUCUGGUACCUCCACCUCCCCCUCUUCCUCCUCCGGGUCCUCAGUCCCAGGGUCCCCAGGAAUCAGAGCUGCCAAAGCUGCCCAGGGCCCUGAAGGCCUCAUCGCCUGUCAACACCGUCGUUGCUUUCUCCGUGGUGUCACCAGAAAUCAAACAGGCCAUAGAAAGUGUCAAGUACAUCGCAGAGAACAUGAGGAUUCGCAACAAGGCCAAAGAGGUGGAAGACGACUGGAAGUACGUUGCCAUGGUCAUCGACAGGAUCUUCUUGUGGGUUUUUGUGACAGUGUGCGUUCUGGGAACAAUAGGACUCUUCCUCCAACCACUGAUCAGCUUCUUAAAAUAAGAAACAUCUCCGUGUCUUUUUAUUUCUCCCUCUUGUCUCAUUUUGUUUUCCCUUUAAUAAGUUUAAAUGAAGUAUGAGACUAGUCUGUUCAAUUCUUAUUUAUUUUUUAGUUGUAUUAUAAUUUACUUAACACUAUUAUAUUAUGAAAGACAAGGAAAAUAAUUAGUCUAGUACUGAAAAACUUCAUUUUAUUUGGUAAUUAUAAACUAAUUUAGAUAUUAAUGACACCUACAAUAAGGCAGAGGUGAGUCUGUUUUAAUUAGACUUUUGGGAACACAGCUGCUGAGAAGUCAGGGAUCACAUUUGUUUCUGAUACUGAAUUUCCUAAUGGGG